This is a messenger RNA of Aspergillus vadensis CBS 113365, 1060 nucleotides long. RefSeq names its product zinc-binding alcohol dehydrogenase family protein. Bases 1 to 1035 code for a protein of 344 amino acids. Gene Ontology annotation, molecular function: oxidoreductase activity, acting on NAD(P)H. The transcript has a single exon. NCBI's taxonomy places the organism in Eukaryota, Fungi, Ascomycota, Eurotiomycetes, Eurotiales, Aspergillaceae. The record is from RefSeq and is a predicted model, not a curated record.
AUGGCCCCAACCAAUACCGCCGCCUGGAUCAAGUCCGAAAAGGCCUACCCUCUGGAAAUCGACAGCGCUCCAUACACCCAUCCCGGCGAGAACGAACUCGUAAUCAAGAAUCACAGCAUCGGGCUCAACCUCGUCGACUAUGCUCGUCAAGACCUUGGCUCCGCCCUCUUCGCCUGGACACCCUAUCCCGCUAUAAUGGGCAGCGACGUCGCCGGCGAAGUAGUGGAAGUCGGACCAGGCCCUAUUUCCUCCCGAUUCAAGCCCGGAGACCGUGUCCUCGGUUUAACAGGCGAACUGAAAAGCACGCGUUCCUCCAAAGGUGCCUUCCAGAACUACGUUGUGCUCCACGCACACAUGACCUCCCCCAUCCCGUCCGAUCUAUCCUACGCUGAUGCGGCCGGAAUCCCCCUCGGAAUAUCAACCGCUGCAUGUGGCCUCUUCCAGAAAGACUACCUCGCGCUGCAGCAUCCCACUGCUCCUCGAGCCCCAUCAACAGGACAAACAGUCCUCAUCUGGAGCGGAUCAUCCAGCGUCGGCAGCAACGCUAUCCAGCUUGCCGUGGCGGCGGGGUAUGAAGUGAUUACGACGGCUUCGCCGCGGAACUACGAAUUUGUCAAGUCUCUUGGUGCGAGCUAUGUCUUCGACUAUAAGUCUGAGACGGUAGUCGAGGAUAUCAUUGUUGCGUUUAUGGGGAAGUCUAGUGCUGGUGCAUUGGCUAUUGGGCCGGAGUCACCAGAAAAGUGUGGUCAGAUUGUGGCGAGGGUUGAAGGGAGGAAAUUUGUUGCGUUGGUGAGUCCGCCGUCUGGACCUCUGGCAGAUGGGGUCGAGUCGAAGUUCGUCUUUGGUGGUGAUUUGGCUGAGAAUGAGGUUGGGCCUGCUAUCUUUAUGGAUUUCCUGCCGGCCGCGUUGAAGGAGGGGAGCUUUGUUAGUGCGCCCAAGGUGGAGGUGGUGGGUGAAGGAUUAGAGUCGGUGCAGGGGGCGUUGGAUGUGUUGAAGAAGGGAGUUUCGGCGAAGAAAUUGGUUGUUUCGCUGUAGGUGGGUUGGUGGUGAUGAUUAUGGG